Plasmodium falciparum 3D7 is the source of this 7050-nucleotide messenger RNA. RefSeq names its product putative centrosomal protein CEP120 (gene CEP120). NCBI's taxonomy places the organism in Eukaryota, Apicomplexa, Aconoidasida, Haemosporida, Plasmodiidae. The record is from RefSeq and is a predicted model, not a curated record.
AUGGAAAACACAGUCCCCCUUGAAAAUAAUCCAAAGAUUAACUCAGAAAUAUUAAAUAAGAUCAAUGUUAAUAAAAUUUAUUAUCAUAAAAUGAAUCAUCCAGAUGAACAAAUGAAGAAAGACACAUGCAAAUAUCUUUUUUCUAUUGAAGAGAAUCACAAGUUCUUAGAACAUGAAAAUGUUUUUAAGAAAAAAAGAGAAUUACAAAAAAUAGUACAUCAACAAAUAAGAAAAUACACAAGAGAAAAAAAUAUAUAUGUAGUUUAUAUGAUAUACAAUUGUUUAUUUGAAAGAAUUGAAGUGAAAAAUAUUAAAGUCAAAAAUAUUGAAGUGAAAAAUAUUAAAGUGAAAAAUAUUAAAGUCAAAAAUAUUGAAGUGAAAAAUAUUAAAGUGAAAAAUAUUAAAGUCAAAAAUAUUAGAGUAAAUAAUUUGAAAGUGAAAAAUAUAAAAACAAAAAAUGCUGAUUAUAAAUAUAAUAACCAAAUUAGUAAUGUAGAUAUAAUAUGUCCUUAUAAAAAAAGAAGAAGAAGUUCUUAUUAUAUUUAUUGUCGUACAAAAAAAUAUUCUUUUCCACGAAUAGUUAAUGUCUUUUCCAGUGUAGUAAGGAUGUGUCAGAAAAAAGAGGAAAAUCAUAUACAUUCCAAAAAAAAAAAUAAAUACAAAUAUAUUCAUGCUGUUAAUCUUAAACAUUUUAUUAAUCAUAAAGUUGUUAAGAAUCAUCAAAAUGAUAUUCCCAAAAAUAUGAACGUUUUACUUUUUGAUGAAGAGCACAGUAACACACUUAAAAAAGAUUUCGAAAUUAUAAGUAAACGUGAUAAAAAAUAUAUCCAUCAAAUAGCUUAUCAUGAAUCAACAAAACCAGAUUAUAUAAACAUGAAUGAAUUACCAAUAAAUUAUGACAUACAAAAUAAAAUGAUAAUAAAAAAUGUAACAGGAGAAUUCACAUUAGAAGAACAUGAGAAAAAAAAAUGUGACUCUUGUUAUUAUUGUUUUUCAAAUGAAUGUAACCUGACCUAUUGUAAAUAUCGUCAUCACGAUGAACAUGAUGAUUAUAUAAAUGAUAUGUAUAAAAAUAAAAUAAACCGUUUUAAUUCAAGCGAAUCGUUUUUUAAUAGAACAAAUAAUUACAGUGUAACAAAAACGUCAGGAAAGGCAUAUGAAGAGGCCUUUCCAAAAAAUGAAGAACAUAACAAAAAUGUUUUUAUGAGUAAUAAUUGGGAUAAAAUAUAUAAUAAUAAUAAUAAUAAUAAUAAUAAUAAUAUUAAUACAAAUAAAAAAAAGAAAAUAAAAAAAAUAAAAAAAAAUACAAAUAAUAAUGAAGAGGGAGAUGAUGUCGAAUCUAUUUGUACAAAUCAUAAUGUGUUAAAUAAUAUACCAUAUAGUAUAGAUAAACAUCAUAUAAAUACAUCAUUAAAUAUUAAUAAAAAUGAUGAUUUACAAGAAAACAUCUUGAUACAAAAUCAAAAUUAUUUCCCAAAAAUGUUCCAAUAUGAAAUUAAUGAAAGCGAAAGAUAUUUAACAUUUCAAACAUCAAGAAGUAUAUCACCUGAACAAGUAGAAGAUCAACAAAAUGAUAUAAUAGAUAAAAUCAAAUAUUCUAGUAUAGAAAAAAAGAAUACGAAAAAUGACCCACUAUUAUUAUAUUUACAAACAAAUUUUAUGAAAAAGGAAGAGGAAAAUUUAUUAACAAAUGAAGAAAAUAAUACAAAGGAAAAUAUCUGCGAUGAGGAUAAGAAUAAAAAGAGUAAAAAAAAAAAAAAAAAAAAAAAAAAAAUUCAUAUGGAAGAUUGUAUGGAAACAAAAAUGAAAAAAGAUAUAGGAAAUGAUAACAAAAAUUUGGAAGGUAAUAUGAAUAAUCAAACAGAUAAACAAAUGGACAAUCAAAAGUCAGAUCAUAUAACAGGACAAAUGCAAGAUAUAAUUGAAGAAGAUCAUAAAAAAUCUAUUAUGAUCCAUGAAAAUGUUACAAAAAAAAUAAAUGAUUUUCCAAAUAAUAAAUCAUGUGAAGAAAAUAACUCUCCUAAACAUAUUACAAAUGUGAAAAAAUCAAUUCUCAUAAAAAAUACCAAAAAAAGAGAUGGACAAGUAUUUUACCAUAAACAUAUAUAUGAGAAAAAUAAAGGACACUUAUAUAAUUUAAGAAAUGAAAAAAUAAAUGAUACUCCUAUAAUAGAAAAAAAUAAAAAUAAAAAAAUUGAUUCAGAUAAUGAAUCUUUAAUUCUAAUAAAACAUAAUAAAGGUUCUUGUAAUCCAUGUGCUAAUUACUUUUUUCAUUUUUCAGGGUGUUCUAAGGGAAACCAGUGUACCAAAUGUCAUCAUGAUUAUCAUAAAAAUCACGAAGAUCCUUUACAUCCUUCCCAAUUAUUACAUAAAAAAAAUAUAUGUGUACCUUGCGAAAAUUAUUUUAAAAAACAAUGUAAAAGGUCAAUGCCCGUAUGUAUAUAUUGCCAUGAUGAUUCUCAUAAAAAAGAAUAUACAGCAGCGGGAAAAAUAAAUGAACUUACAAAUGAUAAAAAUCAAAUUCUUUAUGUAAAAACACAUUUAUAUAUAAAUCAACAAGAACAUGUAAGAGAAAUGUGCCACCCAUGUGAAUAUUAUUUUACAAACUAUAAAACUUGUUUUAACAAAUAUAAUUGUAAUAAGUGUCACCAUAAAGAUCACGCAGAUAUUCAAUCAUUUUAUCACCCUUCAAAUUUUUUACAUUACAAAAAUAAAUGUUCCCCAUGCAAAGAUUAUAUAGAAGGCUCAUGUAAGAAAUUUUCCCAUCAGUGUAUCUAUUGCCACAAUCAUGAUCAUUUAAAGGAAGAUAUGGACAAAAAAAAAAAAUUAAAGGAAAAAAAAAGAACUAAAGAGGAAAAGAGAUUAAAGGAAGAAGAAAGAAUAAAGGAAAAAAAAAAAAUUAAAGAGGAAAAGAGAUUAAAGGAAGAAGAAAGAAUAAAGGAAGAAGAAAGAAUAAAGGAAAAAAAAAGAACUAAAGAGGAAAAGAGAUUAAAGGAAGAAGAAAGAAUAAAGGAAAAAAAAAAAAUUAAAGAGGAAAAGAGAUUAAAGGAAGAAGAAAGAAUAAAGGAAGAAGAAAGAAUUAAAGAGAAAAAGAAGCUAAAAGAACAGGAAAGAUUAAAAGAAGAGCAAAGGCUAAGGCAAGAGGAAAAAUUAAAGGAGGAGAAAAGAUUAAAGAAGGAGAAAAAAUUAAAGAAGGAGAAAAAAUUAAAGGAGGAGGAAAGAUUAAAGGAAGAAACAAGAAUAAGAGAAGAGGAAAGGUUAAAGGAAGAGGAAAGGUUAAAGGAAGAAACAAGAAUAAGAGAAGAGGAAAGAAUAAGAGAAGAGAAGUUAAAGGAGGAGGAAAGAAUAAGAGAAGAGAAGUUAAAGGAGGAGGAAAGAAUAAGAGAAGAGAAGUUAAAGGAGGAGGAAAGAAUAAGAGAAGAGAAGUUAAAGGAGGAGGAAAGAAUAAGAGAAGAGAAGUUAAAGGAAGAGGAAAGAAUAAGAGAAGAGAAGUUAAAGGAGGAGGAAAGAAUAAGAGAAGAGAAGUUAAAGGAAGAGGAAAGAAUAAAGGAAGAAGAAAGAAUAAAGGAAAAAAAAAGAACUAAAGAGGAAAAGAGAUUAAAGGAAGAAGAAAGAAUUAAAGAGAAAAAGAAGUUAAAAGAACAGGAAAGAUUAAAAGAAGAGCAAAGGCUAAGGCAAGAGGAAAGGUUAAAGGAAGAGGAAAGAUUAAAGGAGGAGGAAAGGUUAAAGGAAGAGGAAAGAUUAAAGGAGGAGGAAAGGUUAAAGGAAGAGGAAAGAUUAAAGGAGGAGGAAAGGUUAAAGGAAGAGGAAAGAUUAAAGGAGGAGGAAAGGUUAAAGGAAGAGGAAAGAUUAAAGGAGGAGGAAAGGUUAAAGGAAGAGGAAAGAUUAAAGGAAGAGGAAAGAUUAAAGGAGGAGGAAAGGUUAAAGGAAGAGGAAAGAUUAAAGGAGGAGGAAAGGUUAAAGGAAGAGGAAAGAUUAAAGGAGGAGGAAAGGUUAAAGGAAGAGGAAAGAUUAAAGGAGGAGGAAAGGUUAAAGGAAGAGGAAAGGUUAAAGGAAGAGGAAAGGUUAAAAGAAGAAGCAAGAAUAAAAGAGGAAGACAUGUUAAAAGAAGAGGAAAGAAUAAGAGAAGAGAAAAGGUUAAAAGAAGAAGAAAAAGAAAGAUUAAUGGAAAGAGAAAAAAGGAGAUUGAAGGAAAGAGAAAGGAAAAAGGAAAUAUUUAUAGAAAGAGAAAGACUAAGAGAAAAGGAAAGAUAUAUAGAAAGAGAAAGACUAAGAGAAAGGGAAAGAUUUAUAGAAAGAGAAAGACGAAGAGAAAGGGAAAGAUUUAUAGAAAGAGAAAGACGAAGAGAAAGGGAAAGAUUUAUAGAAAGGGAAAGACUAAAAGAAAAAGAACGAUAUAAAGAAAGAGAAAUAUUAAGAGAAAAGGAAAGACUUAGAGAAAAAGAAAGAUUAAAGCAGGAAAGAUUAAAGAAAGAAGCAAGAAUUAAAGAAGAGAUAUUAAAGGAGAAGAGAUUAAAGGAGGAGGAAAGGUUAAAGGAAGAGGAAAGGUUAAAGGAAGAGGAAAGGUUAAAGGAAGAGGAAAGGUUAAAGGAAGAGGAAAGAUUAAAGGAGGAGGAAAGAUUAAAGGAAGAGGAAAGAAUAAAGGAAGAGGAAAGAUUAAGAGAAGAGGAAAGGUUAAAGGAAGAGGAAAGGUUAAAGGAAGAGGAAAGGUUAAAGGAAGAGGAAAGGUUAAAGGAAGAGGAAAGGUUAAAGGAAGAGGAAAGGUUAAAGGAAGAGGAAAGGUUAAAGGAAGAGGAAAGGUUAAAGGAAGAGGAAAGGUUAAAGGAAGAGGAAAGGUUAAAGGAAGAGGAAAGGUUAAAGGAAGAGGAAAGGUUAAAGGAAGAGGAAAGGUUAAAGGAAGAGGAAAGGUUAAAGGAAGAGGAAAGGUUAAAGGAAGAGGAAAGGUUAAAGGAAGAGGAAAGGUUAAAGGAAGAGGAAAGGUUAAAGGAAGAGGAAAGGUUAAAGGAAGAGGAAAGGUUAAAGGAAGAGGAAAGGUUAAAGGAAGAGGAAAGGUUAAAGGAAGAGGAAAGGUUAAAGGAAGAAGCAAGAAUAAAAGAAGAAAAGUUAAAGGAGGAGGAAAGGUUAAAGGAAGAGGAAAGGUUAAAGGAAGAAGCAAGAAUAAAAGAAGAAAAGUUAAAGGAGGAGGAAAUAUUAAUGGAAAUUAAUAUGGAAAAACAAAGAGAAAUAUUAAAAAGAAUAUUGACAAAUAAAUUAAAAAAAAGAGAACAGGAAAGAAAAAUGGAAAGACAACAAAAAAGAGAAAGUCUCAUAGAGAAAAAUAAAAUAAUCCAAAAAUUUAUAGAAAUAAACAACGAUAAUAAUUUAUAUCAUAAUAAAUAUAAAUCUGGUAAUAUAAGAAGAUUUAAUAAGAAUAUAACUUUCUAUGAAAAGAAAACGAAUAUAUCUUUAUGUUUAAAAAAUCAAAAUUUAAUAAAAGAAAGAGAAAACAAUGGCACAUAUUAUUUAUCAAAUAAUGUAGGAUAUAUUAAAACUAAUAUAUAUGAUAUGUCUAGAAAGAAUGAAAAAAAUGAGCCCCAACAUUUUUGUGAUAAUGAAAGGAAUAAAGAAAUCGUGGGGUCAACAGAUUUUUUUAGCACCCAUAAUAAUAAAGAUAGGAAUUUAAAUAAAUACACACUAUCUCAUAAUAAAUAUAAAAAAUAUUCUCCUAACAAAGAUAGAGAUAUUUUAAGAGAGGAAACUGUUUUUAUAAAAAAUAAUUUACAAGAAGAAAAAAUAGAUAAGUUGAAUAGGAAGAGUGAAGAGUUAAACGUGCAAGAAAAUUAUAAUAAUACAAAAGAGAAGAGUUCCAUAAAUGCUUUUAACGAUUUAAAAAAGAAUGAAGAUAAAAAUAAAAAUAAUAUUGGAACAAGUACCCAAAACAGAUUAGAUGAUAUAUGUAAUAAUAAAUGUAAUGAUAAAUUCAAUACAGAAAAAAACAAUGAUAAAUCCUUACUACAAGUAGAUAAGCUUGAUUAUAAAGAAAUAAAUUGUUAUCAUACAAGUAACGAUAAUAUGAAAAAUGAAAAUGGUAAUAACUUUUCUUGUGAUUAUAAAUAUAAUAGGGAUAUAAAAAAAAAGGAUCCACAAGAUAACAAUUAUAUAGGUGUAUCAUUAUAUAAUUAUGAUAAAUCUAAACAAAAUAAUUAUAAUGAUAAAUAUAAUGAUAAUAAUUAUAAUGAUAAAUAUAAACAAAAUAAUUAUAAUGAUAAAUAUAAACAAAAUAAUUAUAAUGAUAAAUAUAAUGAUAAUAAUUAUAAUGAUAAAUAUAAACAAAAUAAUUAUAAUGAUAAAUAUAAUGAUAAUAAUUAUAAUGGUGUAUAUGCUAAGAUACAUAAAAAUAACAACACACAAUAUAAUCAUAAUAUCUUACCAACGAAUAAAGAUUUACUUGUAUUUAAAACGAACCAACAAUCGAAACAUCAUACAGACAUUUUAUAUAAUAACAAUAAUGAAGAAAAAGAGAAUGGACCACAUAAAAAUUUUAAUGUUAACGAAAAUAUUAAAAAUGUGAUAUAUGAAGACAAUUAUAAUCAGUGUAUAAAAAGAAAACGGAAUUCACCACCAACAUCCUAUAAAACAAUAAUCGAUAGAGAAAGGAGCAGAAGUAAAAAUACAAGUAAUAUAAAUAAUAAAAGUAUUUGUAUAAAAAACAAGUCAACUAUUUGUACAAGUAGUAACUUGGUAAAUUUAUUAAAGAAUAACAAGGAAAAUAAUAUUAUUAGCAAAGAUAAAAAUUAUGAUACUCAUAUAUAUAAUACAAUAGAUAAUGAUAAACAUGUGGAGAAAUAUAACACAAAUAAAAAAUAUUGUAACAAUUAUAUGACAAAUAAAACUUAUAAUAAUAUUCAUAAUAAUAUUAAUAAUAAUAUUAUUCAUAAUAAUAAUAAUAUUAAUAAUAAUAAUAAUAAUUAUAGUACACAUCAAAAAUAUAAUCUUUAUUAUUAUACACAUUAUGAUCGAUUUUAUUUAAAAAGAAGAAAAACAUAUGCUAAUGACAAUAAUCAAAUGUGA